This is a messenger RNA of Cynocephalus volans (Philippine flying lemur), 4095 nucleotides long. RefSeq names its product zinc finger DHHC-type palmitoyltransferase 20 (gene ZDHHC20). The record is from RefSeq and is a predicted model, not a curated record. NCBI's taxonomy places the organism in Eukaryota, Metazoa, Chordata, Mammalia, Dermoptera, Cynocephalidae. The transcript has 12 exons. The coding region runs from base 70 to 1137 and encodes 355 amino acids. Gene Ontology annotation, molecular function: palmitoyltransferase activity.
GAGCCGCCGCCGCGGGUCCGGCGCUGCCCAGAGCUGUGGAGCACCGGGCUCGGCCGUCGCGGGCGGAACAUGGCGCCCUGGACGCUGUGGCGCUGCUGCCAGCGCGUCGUGGGCUGGGUGCCGGUGCUCUUCAUCACCUUCGUGGUCGUCUGGUCCUACUACGCGUACGUGGUGGAGCUGUGCGUGUUUACUAUUUCUGGAAAUGGAGAAAAUGGAAAGACCGUUGUUUACCUUGUGGCUUUCCAUCUGUUCUUUGUUAUGUUUGUAUGGUCCUAUUGGAUGACAAUUUUCACAUCUCCCGCUUCCCCCUCCAAAGAGUUCUACUUGUCCAAUUCUGAAAAGGAACGUUAUGUGAAGGAAUUCAGCCAAGAGAGACAACAAGAGAUUUUGAGAAGAGCAGCGAGAGCCUUACCUGUCUACACCACGUCAGCUUCAAGAACUAUCAGAUAUUGUGAAAAAUGUCAGUUGAUUAAACCUGAUCGGGCGCAUCACUGCUCAGCAUGUGACACAUGUAUUCUUAAGAUGGAUCAUCACUGUCCUUGGGUGAAUAACUGUGUGGGAUUUUCUAAUUACAAAUUCUUCCUGCUGUUUUUAUUGUAUUCCCUAUUAUAUUGCCUUUUCGUGGCUAUGACAGUUUUAGAGUACUUUAUAAAAUUUUGGACGAAUGAACUAACAGAUACACGUGCAAAAUUCCACGUGCUUUUUCUUUUCUUUGUGUCUGCAAUGUUCUUCAUCAGCAUCCUCUCACUUUUCAGCUACCACUGCUGGCUAGUUGGGAAAAAUAGAACAACAAUAGAAUCAUUCCGUGCACCCACGUUUUCAUACGGACCUGAUGGAAAUGGUUUCUCUCUUGGAUACAGUAAAAAUUGGAGACAAGUCUUUGGCGAUGAAAAGAAAUAUUGGCUACUUCCAGUAUUUUCAAGCUUGGGUGAUGGCUGCAGUUUCCCAACUCGCCUUGUGGGAAUGGAUCCAGAGCAAGCUUCUAUCACAAACCAGAAUGAAUAUGCCAGAAGUAUUGGCUCAAAUCAACCUUUUCCUAUCAAACCACUUAGUGAAUCAAAAAACCGCUUGUUGGACAGUGAAUCUCAGUGGCUAGAGAAUGGAGCAGAAGAAGGCAUUGUCAGAUCAGGUAUAUAAAAACACAUUAUGGACUGAUAUUUUCAAUUUUAUUUGCAAGAAAAUGACAAUGGAAUUAAAUUGAGUAUAAAUGAAGAUAUAUUUUUUAAAAAAGGAAGCUUUGUGCAGCGUGCUGGAUCCACAGAAGCACUACUCUGGAGCAGAACAAUGCCUUAAUCUUAAGUGUCUGUCUGUGCAACAUUGCUUUACAGCUACGGAAGUGACUUAAUUUUACUUUGGAAUUAACAGUUGUUGUGAGAUUUCAUAAUAUGAGCUAUCAUCACAUGUUAACAUGGCAUAUGUACUUUUUUUUUUUUUUUUUAAAGUUGACCAGUAAGGGGAUCCCAACCCUUGACUUGGUGUUGUCAGCACUACGCUGUCCCAAAUGAGCCACGGGCCGGCCCCAUAUGUACUUUUUUGAUGCCUGAGUUACAUUAUUAGAGGUGUUUCUUAGUAUUCAUGUAAAUUUUCACUACAAAACCACAAGCUAAAAACUUGUCUUGAGUGAAGUACAUCUAGGGCAAAUGGUGGCUGAAUUUGAAUAAUAGCCAAUUUACUGUUGCUUGAACUGUAUAAGGAAAAGAAAACAACUGCUUUUUUUAGUUGGGUGUUUGCUAAUUUAUAAUUACUGUUUUAUACUUUUCAACCUUUUUAUUAAAGAUUUUUUUAUUGUUGGCUAUAAAAUAAAACUCAGAAGGAUUCAGAUAUCAAAAUUUAAUCACAUAGAACAUGGAACACAUUUGUAUAAUUCACUGAAGGCUUAGUUAUUAGCAUUAAUACAAUCAUGUAGUGUAGUAUAUGCCCACUGCUUAAAGGAAACUUGGCAGUAUAAGAAAUAUUUGGGGUUCUGUCUGCUUUUUAACUAUUUCUUUGUUGAACUUUCAGGGGUAUAUUUAUAAGCAGGGAAACACAAAGGUACAUGUGCUGUAGAAAUAUUGGACACAGUAGGAAGAGGUGGAAGUGGCUGGAAGAAGAGCAGAGAGAAAGAUAGGCAGGAUAUUUUAAGCUGUUAAAAACUGUUUUCAGUCCUAAAGGUAUGUAGAAUAAAACAUGCUGUUGAGUUGACUUUCAAAUUCCAAUUUAGGUAAUGACUAAAAAUUUCUUUGAAUAACAGCUUAAACAGUGACUUAGAAUGCAAUUCAAACUACGCAAGAAACUGUUUAGAAUAAUAGGGAUCUUAAGAAGAAAUUCUAACGUGAGUAGUCAUUUAAAAUUGCCAGUCUCUGAGAAGUGGAUUACACUCUACAAUGUAAAAUCUUGAACCUGGCUUCCUAUCAGCAGCCCUUUUCUGACUAGACACAUUUCUUCUUUUUCCAUUUAAAAUCUAAACAAAUUGACAGGAAUUCUAAAGAAAAGUACAGUAUUCUAUGAAAGAUGAACAGUGUAGAAAUAUUACUUAUUUAUACUGUUCAAUCAACCACACACACACACACACAAAGUGAUUGCUUCCAGUAAGUUAGGAGAAAUAAAUCUUACCAGCAUCUGUAAGCAUCAAAGGUUAUAGUUUCUUUGUCUCUAAAAUGAGAUUGCAGGGGAAGGGAGUGUUGUGAAUUGCACUGGAUGACUUCUGACAGUCUGCCAUGCCUAAUUUUUCAAAAUAACCUUACUUUUCAUUCAUCCAAUAAAUAUUUUUAGAGUAUCUUCUGUAUGGCCAAACAAUGUAUUAGAGAUAGCUCUAUAAUUUCCUAAUGUAGCAUAAAUUUUAUAGUUGCUAUUGCAGUUUUACAAUUUGUAGGAUUUGUCUAAUUUCCAUCAGUUAUACUGAUAUUAGAUUUCAAAAAGAAGUAACUUUUCCACUUUGAGCCAAAGGAGUGAGUUAGCUUUGAAAACAGUUUGCAGUACUAUGGCACAGAUUCUUCUACCUUUGUUUCAACUCUUUAGUUUUAAUAAUCUUGAUUCUAGAAAACUAGAAUGAGUUAAGAGGUAUCAAUUACCAACCAAAAAUGUAACUUCAGUUUGGUGGUUUGCAUAUUAUAAGGAAAUAGCAAAUGUUUAAACAUGCUUGACUAAUUUUCAAAAUGUUCUCCUGGUAUAUUUUGUGAGUGUUUCUACAUUUAGAUCAAAAGAUUUGCAUAAACUUGGCUAACAACUGUGGAAACAUUUUUCCUCUUUAAUCUAUUCAGGUAGUUUUAUGGCAUUGUAAUAUUUCUCAAUUUUAACUUCUGUUGUUGAACAUCAUCUUUAAUAGCACAGUAAACACCUUUUAAUGUACAGCCAACAUUUUGCCAUUUUCUGGAUAAUGUUUAGCUGAAUUUAUUCAUACAUAUUAAUGACCGUUCAGUAAUGGCCUACUAGUGAUGGGAAUUGGGGAAAGGCUGCCUCUUUGGUAUUUCAACUGGUAUUGAUUAUUGCUGUCAACUAUUUGGGGAGAAAAUGUCAAAAUGAAACUGUCAAAAUUUAUAAGUAUUUUCUUUGGUCCUUCAAACACUUGAACAUUUGUCAUGAUACUUAAACAAAAUAAAGCUGAAUAUCAGGGCUCGCCAUUGCUAUUAAAAACAAAUGAGACAGGAGAGUUAGUUUACCUGGGUACAAAUUUUCUUGAAUAUUCAGUAUCUGAGGCAUCUGACUAAUAUCAGUAUGCCAAACCAAAGAGCUGCAGUACAUUGUUACUAAAAAUGAACACGUUUACACGUUUAGUUUCAUCUUUACAUAAGGAUGAUUUUUCAGAAACUUUUUACAUACUUAGUGGUUAUGAUCCAAUGUAUCAUAAGUGAAUCUAACUGUAAGGUUGGUUUAAAUCAUAUAUGCAAUGUUUACUUGAAUUUUAUUUUUAUUAGAAAGCAGAUUUUGACUAUGUUUACAGGAUUGUUUAAAUCAAAGAUUAUCAGACUUGUGAGAUCUCCAGUUAGCUUUAAAGCAGGUGUAUACUAAGGGCUUCGGGUUAGGAUCUAGAUAUUUUGGGCACUGAAUAGACAGUAAAUUACAAAUAUGUUUUGCUUACAUUUUGUUCUAGGACUAGCACUGCUAUCAAUAAAAAGU